Mycena citricolor is the source of this 2468-nucleotide messenger RNA. NCBI's taxonomy places the organism in Eukaryota, Fungi, Basidiomycota, Agaricomycetes, Agaricales, Mycenaceae. The record is from the annotation of a GenBank genome assembly.
CUUGACCACAACCUCGAUGCCCGCAAGACGCAGACCCCGAGGACGACGAACCGGCCACGCAGAUCUUGACGAGGAUGAUGAUGUCGUGCGGGCGGCGCCGAGCGAUUCGGAGGACGACUCGACGCACGGCUCCUCGACCGAUUCUGACUCGGAUGAUGAUGACGGCUCCGCAUCCCACCACCACAGCCCCAACACCUCCCACAGCCCCGGCGCAGACGAAAAACCCACAGCGCCGUUCUUCUCUGGGACCUCAACCGCAUGGGCGGACAUGGUCGAGGAUACCGAGGGGCUGCCGGUCAUAUCUUUUGGGGAGCUCGAUGAGUCGGCCAUCCGCAAGGUCCAGGACGAUCGUGGGAAAGACGCCGACAAACAGGAGCCUGAGCAGGGGGCUGAGGAGGACCGUGACGACGAGGAUGGUGAGCAGCCUGUUGCGUCCUCGUCGCGGCCGUCCCCCGGCUCCCGAGGUCCUUUCGUAAGCAGAGCCGCCGGCCAGACUGCCCGACAGGCAUACCAGUCCCGCCUCGAGAGCGAUCCGUCGUUCGUCCCAGUCGUGGGUGAAUUCUGGGGCCACGACGAUCGUCUCCUCGAUAAAGAUCUCCGCAGUCUGAGCGGAUGGUGGCGAGGGCGUUGGCAGACCCGCGGGCGCGCAAGGGGGGGAUUCGCCUUCCGGGGCAGGGGCGGGCCCUUCAAUCGCCCCGCACUCAGCGCUCCCGAGUCCGAGCCCCAGCCGAACUCGCCUGUGGACCGUGCUUGGACGCAUGAUGGCUUCGAGGAGAUGCGACGUCGGGAGGAGACUUUUCGGCCCCGAGGCGGGGCAGCUCCCCGGGGAAACGUGCCGGUCGCUCGGGGGGCUGCUGCACUCCGCGGCCGUGGUGUGCCGUUGAACCGCACUGUGCCCGGCCGCAUCUGGUACACGAUGAAACCGGAGUACAUGUGGACCAAGCAGCAUGACGCUUUUCUCUAUUCUGAGCCUUCUCUCAAGCCACGGCCUGGGCAGUCCGCCGGAAUUCGUGUCCAUCUUCCGGGGAAGUCUUCAACGGUAGUUCGGCUCGUUUCGCGGCCUGUCAAGUCCACGCGCUCGAAGCCGGCUGCGUUGGAUGAGGAGUAUGACUAUGCUGUGCGCUUGCCCUCAGUCCGGGAUAACGUGCCUGGUGUCUCUGCGCCUGUCGUUGAGCCAUCGAAGCCGGUGCCGACAACUGGUCUGGAACCAGACGAGGAUGGGUGGGUGCGGCCGGAUGCUGCUGCUGCUGCGAUCGCAUUGGCAGUUAUGUCGUCGCCACCUUCACUUCCGCCGCAGGCUCUACCCGCUCCGAUCCCCCAAACGCAUGCAGCGCUGGUUGCUCCGCCAGGAUUCUAUCCUUUCGCUGCACCGACAUCAUUCGCAUUUCCUGCAAUGCCAGCUUACGCAUCUCCUCCUCCCCAUGCCGGAUAUGCCGCUGCUCAGCCUACGCCUCCGCCGGGCUUCGCAACGCACACACCGCCACCGCAGUUUGGAACCCCGCCGCCGCCGCAGUUUGGGACUCCGCCUGGAUUCAGCGCGCCGUUACCGCCGGGUGUUGCACUGGAUGUGAACGGGAUGCCGUACGAGAUGUCGAGCGGUCGCCACGUCAUGCUCCAGCCGCAGGUGCCGGUGUACGCGUCCUACCACCAUCACACGCCGUCCAUGAGCAUGGGCGGCCCGGAUCCAUCGCUGUUCUCGUUCCCUCGCAACUCGCGCAUCGAGAUCCGCGAUCCGAGGGCGCCCAAGCACCCGCUCUCGCCGCUUUCCGCGGCUGAUCCGGCCGGGAAACUGCGCUCCAGCGCGUCGGCGUUCGUGCCGUCGCACUCGGCCUCGCCGUCGCUCGCCGGUGGGGACUUCCAGCUGCCGUUCGACGGCAUGCAGCCGCCGCCUCCGCCGACGUCGCAGGGCGGGUACGACGCGUAUGGGAACUACGUGCCGUCCCAGUUCUUCUACAACGGCUACUACCCUCCCCCUCCUCCCCCUCCGGACGGCGCCGUGUAUUACUAAUCCCGCACGCAGGCCAGUGACUGGCUGCUGUUGGGUCUGUCUGUCUGGGAGGGAGGGAGGACGGCCCGUCCGGUCCGGCGCUGCUGGCUUGUGUUUCGCAUCUGUUUCUUCCAUUUCCGGUUGUCGCAGCUUUUUUGCCUUGUUUUUGUUCUUUGAUGGGGUGUACUUAAUAAGGCGCGCAAACUAUAAUGUUGUCCUCGUUGUCUCUCUACUACUACAUAUUGCUUUCUCGUUCCAAUGUCACGCAAUCAAAUUUACCAUUUUUAUCCUAACGAUGAGCCGCACGAUCAGAGUAAUAGUCUGGAGAGUAUUUUGAUAGGUUGUCGGAUGUCGCUCACACGACUCGUUCCGAGCAAGCAUACGAAUAGUAAGUAGAGCAAUGUGAGAUUACAGAAGAGAGUGCAUUAUAUCAAAAAGAGUCCGUACCAUGCUCAGAUCAAAGUCCAUCCGCCCUACCCCA